Ceraceosorus bombacis is the source of this 277-nucleotide messenger RNA. NCBI's taxonomy places the organism in Eukaryota, Fungi, Basidiomycota, Exobasidiomycetes, Ceraceosorales, Ceraceosoraceae. The record is from the annotation of a GenBank genome assembly.
AUGCGUCCCCACCCGUCUUCCCCAGUGCACUUCGCAACGCCUUUCUUGACUCCACUUGACCAAAGAGCGCAUCCCGAUUCCUUCCGUGGACUAGGCGAUCUGAUGUGUGUUCCGCCUAUACUGCGCCACAUCGGUUGAUUGAAGCGACACGAGACAGCAUACUUCUCCAAGGCAAGGUAGGGCUCUUGAUUUCAUGCGCGCAUCCAGUUCUUCCAGCUGCCCCACACGUCGUGCUCUGUAUCAGAAGCGAAAGCAAGUGUCGGCCGUUGCAGGCUGA